AUGUUUAAUGAGAUUGUUAGACGAAAACAGCAUCAAGCUGAAUUAGCAAGACAGAAACAAAUUGAUGGCUUGGCUCGCCAUCUCAAGAGAAAAAGAGAUAAUAUGAUUGAAGUAAAUGAACAAAUAGUUAAAUUCAAGAAAAAUUCGACUAAAAAAGCAGAACAUAUACUAGCAGAUGUUUUUGUGAGGCCAGAAUUGGAGGGGAAAAAAGUACCUGGUGACUUGCAGAUUCAUGAAAAUGGCAUUCGUUAUGUGUCUCGUCAUUCAAACCAGAAAAUAGACAUGCUAUAUAGCAAUAUUAAACAUUUAUUUUUCCAACCUUGUGACUACGAGUUGAUUGUAAUUUUGCACAUACAUUUAAUCAAUCCAAUUGUCUUUGGAAAGGAAAAGGCCAAAGACAUUCAGUUUUUCCGUGAAACGUCUGAUGCUCAAUUUGAUGAGACUGAUUAUGGUAAAAGAAAGACCAAGUAUGUUGAUGAAGAAGAGGUUGGUUCAGAGCUAAAGGAUCAUAGAAGACAAUUCUUGUUAAAUAAAAGUUUUAAAGGCUUUGCCAAUAAAAUUGCAAAGUCCAGUAAUGAAAAAGUACAUGUGGAUGUUCCUUUUAGAGAUAUUGGAUUCUUCGGUUUUCCAUUUAAAACCAAUGUAUUAUUACAACCAACAACUGAUUGUCUUGUUCAUUUAGUAGAUUUGCCAUUUUUAGUUAUAACUAUGUCUGAUGUAGAAGUAGUGAACUUGGAAAGAAUACAACAUGGAUUUAAAAAUUUCGACAUGGUGUUAAUUUUCAAAGAUUAUACACGCCCACCAAUGCAUAUUGACACCAUUCCAAUGCAUCAAUUAGAAGGUGUAAAAGAAUGGAUGGAUUCAAAAGAUAUUUUAUUUUAUGAAGGAACGACUAAUUUAAAUUGGGCACAAAUAAUGAGAUAUAUUAACAAAGAUCCAGUAGGAUUUUAUAAUAAUGGUGGCUGGUCAUUUUUACAUGAAAAGGAUUUGGAUUCAAGUAGCAGCGAUGAUUAUGAAGAAUCAGGAGGAAGUGAUGAAUCUGGUGACGAGAAAAAACGAAAACAUUCCAUUGAUCCUACUACAAGCACAAAUAAAAAACUCAAUAUAUGA
This is a messenger RNA of Entrophospora sp. SA101, 1110 nucleotides long. The record is from the annotation of a GenBank genome assembly. NCBI's taxonomy places the organism in Eukaryota, Fungi, Glomeromycota, Glomeromycetes, Entrophosporales, Entrophosporaceae.